Fusarium redolens is the source of this 270-nucleotide messenger RNA. RefSeq lists its product as uncharacterized. The annotation marks the transcript as partial. The transcript has a single exon. Lineage: Eukaryota; Fungi; Ascomycota; Sordariomycetes; Hypocreales; Nectriaceae. The record is from RefSeq and is a predicted model, not a curated record.
UUGGCCAUCAAGCGGGCUCGCGAGCAACUCGUUCCUUUUAUCACCCGAUUAUUCAGCGUCUGCUUCGAAUUCUCAUCCCUCUCUCCCAUGUUCCGACUCACUGUUACUGUUGUGCUGCCCAAGGCCGGCAAAGAAUCCUAUGUCACUCCCAAGAGCUGGCGCCCUAGUGCCCUUCUUCCGAGUUUCGGCAAGCUCUUAAAGAGAAUUGCCGCCGGUUACCUCAUGGGAAUUGCUAUUGCAUACUCUCUUCUGCCGAGUAUACAGUACGGC